Messenger RNA from Phymastichus coffea, 2219 nucleotides. RefSeq names its product heterogeneous nuclear ribonucleoprotein L (gene sm). Bases 479 to 1996 code for a protein of 505 amino acids. NCBI's taxonomy places the organism in Eukaryota, Metazoa, Arthropoda, Insecta, Hymenoptera, Eulophidae. Gene Ontology annotation, biological process: regulation of RNA splicing; mRNA processing. The transcript is spliced from 10 exons. Gene Ontology annotation, molecular function: mRNA binding. Gene Ontology annotation, cellular component: nucleus. The record is from RefSeq and is a predicted model, not a curated record.
GCAGCAGCAGCAGUGGCAGCAGCGAUCCGAGUUGCAGUCGGAGCAUCGCGAGCAAAGGAUCGUCGUCGUGUGACAGAGCCAGAGUAGUCACCGCCGCAACUGAGCCCUGAACGCCGCGCUUAAACAACUAAAUCCCUCUCACUCUCAAUAGCCGAUACAAUAUACGUGCGAAGACAUCUAAAAACUUGGUGCACAGCGACAGAUAGAGCAGUCAGUCAGUAACAAUCCAAGUAGACGGCAUUUCCGGAUCUAGUGUAGCUUUGGCACAUGUUCGGUUGUUGAAGCUUUUCUAGAGCACACACGCGCGCGAGACAGAGAGAGAGAGAGAGAGAGAGAGAGAGAGAGAAAGAAAAAGAGAGAGAGAGGGAGAGAAGAGAAGAGAGUGAGAAACGGAGAAGUCAAGUUCAACGUUUAGAGCUUCGUUCAUCGUUCGGGCUCGUCGUCAUCGUCUCGUCGACGGAUAGGCAAGCUGGAGGAAAUGGCUUUCAACGGGGACGGGCCCCACUCGAAGCGGCAGCGACUCGAAGAGUCUGGCCACAGGAAUCACGAGUACGGUUACGGCGAGGAGCCGAGGCGUAAGAGGGAAGACAACAACAAGCCAAAUCACGUGCUACUCUUCACCAUCAUCAAUCCAGUCUACCCCAUCACCGUGGAAGUUCUACACGCGAUCAGCCAUCAGAGCGGACAGGUGCAGCGAAUCGUCAUCUUCAAGAAGAACGGCGUUCAGGCCAUGGUUGAAUUUGACUCGGUCGAGUCGGCAACCAGAGCGAAAGAGGCCCUCCAUGGUGCAGACAUAUAUUCGGGCUGCUGCACAUUAAAAAUUGACUUUGCCAAGCCCACGAAACUAAACGUUUACAAAAACGACUCGGAAAGUUGGGAUUACACUACACCGGCAAUUGGGGCGCACAAGGACGGACAGGGCAACCCGAGGCCAGCCCCGCUGCUCGCCGAGCCGCGCUACGGAGCCGCGCCGCAGCCCUACGGAGCAGCCGUCGCGCCGGCCGGCGGCGUGCAGUUCGGUGGCGCCGGGGCCGGCGCCGCUCACGACAGGUACGAGGAGGGCUUCAACGGGCCGGCCGCCUACGCCGAGCCCUACGUCGAGCGCUACGGGCUCAAGUCCGCUGCCGAGUUCGCCGGGCGCGAGGCUCUGCACCCGACCCCCGGCACCAGACCUGAUUGUGUUGCAGGCGCCUAUGUGCCGGGCGCUGCACUGGGUCAAGCACCGACGGGCAGCGCGCAAGGAUCGGUCAUGAUGGUGUACGGCCUACAGCCGGAAAAAGUCAACUGCGACAAGCUCUUCAAUCUGUUCUGCCUGUACGGCAACGUCAGCAAGGUCAAGUUCCUCAAGACGAAGGAGGGCUGCGCAAUGAUCCAAAUGGGCGACAGCAUCGCGGUGGAGCGCUGCCUGCAAAAUCUGAACAACGUCACCAUCGGCAACCAAGACUCCACGGUCAAGCUUCAGCUGGGCUUCUCGAAGCAAGCCUUCCUGUCGGACGUCACCAAUCCCUACAUCCUGCCCGACAAAACGCCCAGCUUCAAGGACUUCACCGGCAGCAAGAACAACAGGUUCUUGAACCCGGCGAUGGCCAACAAAAAUCGAAUUCAGCCGCCGUCGAAGAUCGUUCACUUCUUCAACACGCCGCCCGAUCUCACCGAGGAGACGGUCCACCGCGUGUUCAUUGACCAUGGAAUUGAGCCACCCACCACCGUCAAGCUUUUCCCGCUGAAAUCCGAACGAUCCUCAUCCGGCCUCAUCGAGUUCAGCUGCGUUGGCAUUGCCGUUCAAGCUAUUAUGGAGUGCAAUCAUACCGCCCUUGAAAACAACAAUGGCAAGUUCCCGUACAUAAUGAAGCUGUGCUUCUCGUCGUCGCGCACUAUCCCGAGCAGCUUCCCCGCGGGAACGGGAGGCGGCAGCGGCUCGGGCUCAACCUCGGGCUCGACCGGUGGCCAGUCGGCAAACAACGGCCACGCCAAAAUGCAGCAGGACUCGGAAUAGAACGGCGAGGCCCAGGGUCAGCAGCGUCAGCGCCAGCGCCAGCAGCAGCAGCAACAGCAGCAACAGCAGCACCAGCAGCAGCAGCAGCAGCAGCAGCAGCAGCAGCACCAACAGCAGCAGCAGCAACGUCAACGCGUCGCGGCAGCACAAGCCCAAGCUGCUCUCAACCUGCAACUGGCAGCGGCAGCCUGCACCACAGCAGCAGCAGCUCAGCAGCAGCAAC